AUCCCACACUACCAAAAUCAACUCAUCUUUUGUCCCUCCCAAGAAAAAUGUUGAGCAACAUAGUGUUUUCAAAAGUUACGAUCAUACUAUGGCUAUCGAGCAUAUUGCUCACACCAGCACAAUCACAUCAACGAUGGUUGUCAGCAUUCCACCCACCCAAAGACCUUGCUCCAAAGUUUACUCGUAACCCUCAAGCCCUUUUACUAGCUUCAACCGAUUAUGGACACGUAGUUCACAAGACCCCAUGGGCAGUUUUUGAGCCAUGUUCCGUUGGUGAUAUCUCGAGCUUGAUAAAUUUCUCAAACUCUCUUCCCACUCCUUUCACCAUAGCCACUAGAGGCCAAGGCCACUCGGUUCUUGGACAAGCCAUGACGCGAGAUGGGGUGGUGCUGAAUAUGACACACCUCAGCAAUUUCAAACAUGGGUCAGGGAUUUUAGUGUCUUGUUUUCCAUUGGGUUAUUGUUAUGCUGAUGUAGGUGGUGAACAAAUGUGGAUUAAUGUGUUGAAUGCAACCCUUAAACAUGGACUCACUCCUCUGUCUUUCACUAACUACUUGUAUUUGUCGGUUGGAGGCACGCUCUCUAAUGCUGGCAUCAAUGGUCGAACCUUUCGAUUUGGACCUCAGAUAUCUAAUGUUCUUGAAUUGGACGUUGUUACGGGU
Cajanus cajan (pigeon pea) is the source of this 662-nucleotide messenger RNA. NCBI's taxonomy places the organism in Eukaryota, Viridiplantae, Streptophyta, Magnoliopsida, Fabales, Fabaceae. The record is from RefSeq and is a predicted model, not a curated record.